CACCACUAGUUGGAAGUUGUGACUAGUUUCCCCCGAAAUCUGCUGCUACCCAACCCCCAUACUAUAGCGCAGCCUUUUCUUCUUCCAUCUGAAGUCAGAAGAGUUGGUUGCUUCCCUGAAGCGAUGGAUGUGUGUUGAUCAAUUUCUGUAUUUUGAGUCACUCACUGUGCCUCGACAAACGGACGGACUCUUUAAUGCAUGUGAUUCACUAUGCCUCCUCGCAAGAAGGAGUACGAGAUUAAACGAGCGAGCGGAUCCCUGAUCCACUUCAGACCGCCCGUGAGCGCGACCACCGUGCGAAGACACUCUGCUGUCGUGCCUUCGGUGCUGACGUUCGCCGUGAUCGUGGCAUCCGGAGGCCUGUUGCUCAUGAUAGAGAAAGGAAUGCUGAACAGCGUGCAGACUCCGCCGCCACGAGCCAACGGGAAGAAAGUGGAGUACCGAAUGAGGAGUAGCGACGCAGCUGUGGACGUGGAGUCUCAGAUUGUACAGGAGAUCCGUAAUCGCACCAUAAGAUCAAUGUGCGGUCAGAAGAACACGGCUCACAGUGUGUGGUCUCUCAGUCCGCUGCAGAGGAAGACUCUCCUUCAGCACAUACUAGUGAAUGACGAGCAUCACUUCCUGUACUGCUACGUCCCCAAAGUGGCCUGUUCCAAUUGGAAACGAGUGCUGAAAGUACUGAGUGGCGCUCUAGCCAACGUGGACGUCAAAGUGAAGAUGGAUCAUCGUGCUGAUUUACUCUUCCUGUCUGACCUUUCGCCAGAAGAGAUUCGUCAUCGAUUACGCCAUUAUUUUAAAUUCAUGUUUGUGCGGGAGCCGAUGGCCCGCUUGCUUUCUGCAUAUCGGAACAAGUUUGGCGAAAUCGAGGCGUAUCAGCGUAAAUACGGUGCAGAGAUUAUACGGCGCUAUAGAAAAGGCUACGCGAAGGAUAAAAAAAUAGCAGGAAAUGACGUGACAUUCACAGAGUUUGUACGUUAUUUACUUGAUGAAGACCCGGAGAGGAUGAAUGAACACUGGAUGCCCAUCUACAACCUAUGCCAACCCUGUGCCAUAGAAUAUGACUUCAUUGGCUCGUACGAAAGGCUGGAGAGCGAUGCGGCUUACGUUCUGGAACGUGUUGGAGCACCGCAGCACAUAGGUUUUCCUGAACGACAGACGUGGUACAAACCAGUCACCAAAGAAACGCUACAUUAUUACCUUUGCACUGUGCCACAGAAGUUCCUCAAAGAUCUUCUGCCCAAAUAUAUUCUGGACUUUUCUCUGUUCGGUUAUCCUUUACCCAACACAACCACUGAAUAUUGUAGGCAUUAACAAAGACAUUGGUUUAUACCUGCUUUAUAAGACUGUAAUCUUUCAAUAUGUUAAGAUUUUAAAUCUUUUUUUUUUUUUUUACCUGUACAGAAUUUAAUAAAUAUUUGAAUAUAAAACCCUCAGUAGUUUUUGAGAGGUAUUUAAGUUCAAACCACUAUUUAAAACUGGAAAAGCUAAUUUUUUAUAAUGAGAUGCAGUAUUAUGUCCAUAUGGGCAUAAAAUGAAAAACAUUGUGCUGUGCGCAAGACUAUUAUGUGUUUUAUAUCAGUAAGCAGAUGCUUCCAUCAUUUUAUUUUCCUUCAUUUACUUUAAUAAUCAUAGUUAAUUCUGCUGUCACCCCCAUUGUUUUCUUUGUUGAUUUGUUUAAUCCUUUUACACAAAUGAAACGUGAUGCUCGAAUUGAGAAAAUUUGUUAGAAAAUUUCUUGAGGCAAUUCCUGUUUGUAUGUAAUGAACCGUUCCGCAGUGUUAUUUCAUACGACCAAAACAAAUAUUUUUGACCACAAACUUGAACCCUUCCCAUCUGCUGCUUCCUCUGAAAAGAUGAGGCUCUGAGUUGAAUCCCUAAAGAGGUUCUAAAGAAUGCAGUUUCACAUCCAAAAGCAGAAGUACUGUACAAUGAGGAAAUAAAAAAUCUUAGAAAUCCA
Molecule: messenger RNA, 1957 nt
Organism: Pimephales promelas (fathead minnow)
Lineage: Eukaryota; Metazoa; Chordata; Actinopteri; Cypriniformes; Leuciscidae
Gene: chst14
Product: carbohydrate sulfotransferase 14
Biological process (GO): dermatan sulfate proteoglycan metabolic process; carbohydrate biosynthetic process
Cellular component (GO): membrane
Molecular function (GO): sulfotransferase activity
Source: RefSeq, a predicted model, not a curated record